UACCCCCUCAGCCUUCCAAAGCCCGUCAACUCUUUUAUUCUUGUUAAUUAUUCCUUCUUUUGAUUAAAUCCCAUUUUUCUUUCUCGCCCUUCUUCUACUACUCCAUCACUUCUACUCUUCCAAGCAAGGCCUUUUGGGUCGUCGCCUUGGUCCCUUUAGGGUUUUCCUUCUUAUCUUCAUCCAUUCAUCCAAAUUUUUGUCCUUUGAUCGGUAGAAUAUUCAAUUUAUAUAUUUAAUUCUGAACUUAUUUGUUCAGAGUAGUGAGUAAUUUUUUGAUUGUUAAAGCGAGAUCCAAAAAGAUGAAGGUAAUUGAAGAGGAAAUCUCGUCUUGUUUUGGGAGUGGUAAAAUUUUUCCACCCGGAUUCCGGUUCCACCCCACCGAUGAAGAGCUGGUCCUCUACUAUUUGAAGAAGAAGAUGUGUCGCCGGUUUCAUCUGCUCGACGUCAUCGGCGAGACUGAUGUUUACAAGUGGGACCCAGAAGAGCUGCCUGGAUUGUCUAAAUUAAAAACUGGGGACAGGCAGUGGUUUUUCUUCAGUCCCAGAGAUAGGAAGUAUCCCAAUGGAGCGAGGUCCAACAGGGCAACCAGGCGUGGGUACUGGAAAGCAACGGGGAAAGAUCGGAUAAUUACAUGUAAUGCUCGUGAUGUUGGGGUGAAGAAAACCUUGGUUUACUAUCAAGGUCGUGCACCUUCAGGUGUGCGAACAGACUGGGUGAUGCAUGAAUACACCUUGGAUGAAGAAGAGCUAAAAAGAUGUCAGGCUGUGAAGGAUUAUUAUGCACUUUACAAGGUAUAUAAAAAGAGUGGACCAGGUCCAAAGAAUGGUGAACAAUAUGGUGCACCUUUUAAGGAGGAGGAGUGGGAUGAUGAAGGAGGUGAGACCAAUGGACUUAUUGACCACAACGACCAGGAGAAUCCUGUGAAGCUGGUUAAUGAAACAGCUCCUGUUAGUGAGAAUGGAAUUGUGUCUCAGCCGCAGUCCCAUUUAGAUGAUUUCGAGGAGUUUAUGAAUGGAAUGGCAAAUGAGCCUGUAGUUGUUCCAUCUCCUGCAGUGGACUAUGGAUAUUCUUUAGAGGAGCUCUUGUGCGAGGAGGAGGCCCAGAGUAAUCUAGUGGAUCAAUCCUCACGGGAAGUCAAUUUACAUGAUCAAAGCACAGCUGUUCACCCAGCCUGUCAGGAGUACAAUGUGCAGCCUAGCUUUGACUUGACACAGUCAGGUACAUCUCAAUUACAGUUGCACGAGGCAUCUGAGGUCACAUCUGUUCCACAGAGUUAUGCAUCAGCUCCUCAUGCGGUUGAAGGGGAUUUCCUGGAAGAUUUUCUAGAGAUGGAUGAUCUUCUUGGUCCACAACCAACUGUUCAGGCCUUUGGAAAAUCCGCUGUUGAAAAUCUGCAGUUUGAUGAGUUCGAUGGGUUGAGCGAGCUUGACCUGUAUAAGGAUGCACCCUUAUUUCUUAAUGAGUUUGAAACAGGGGAACAGGGGCAGAUUGCUCAACCUUAUAUGAAUAAUAUGGGCACUGAAGUUGUGGAUCCUGUUUCAAGUUUCUAUUUCAACGAUGGUUUAACGGAAACUAUAAACUGUGAGCAGACUUAUUUAAGCAAUCCAGAGGAGGUGAGUUUUCAACCAUGGUCACAUGAUCAAAGGAGCAGUGUCUUUGCUGCAACAGAAGCUCAUCAGGGGACCAUACAGCCAGCAAUCUCAGGUAUGGGUUAUGAUGGUAACUUUUCCGAUCAUGGUUCUGGAGCUGAUCAAAAUCAGAGUGGCAAACAGGAUGGUACAGACUCUUGGUUUUCUUCUGCUCUCUGGUCUUUUGUGGAGUCUAUACCCACCACUCCUGCUUCAGCUUCAGAAAGUGCGAAUCGGGCCUUUGAGCGAAUGUCUAGCUUUAGUAGGGUAAGAAUAAAUAGUAAAAACACGAAUGUUGCUGCAGGUAGUAUCUCAGCAACUUCAAGUAGUUCAGUCAAAUGUAAGAGUGGAUUUUUCUGUUUUUCAUUGCUUGGUCUGUUAUGUGCCAUCUUAUGGAUGUUGAUAGGAACAUCUGUAAAAGUCCUGGGAAGAUGCAUAGCCUAGUAAUAAUGUAAAUUGAAGUUUUGCUGGUUUUACUCAAAAGUGUUUUAUACAAGUUGAACAUAGCUUAUGAAUGUUGCAGAAUCUCGUAUCAUAUAAUUCUUAAACCUUGGCAGCC
Messenger RNA from Coffea eugenioides, 2187 nucleotides. Its product is annotated as NAC domain-containing protein 17-like. The coding region runs from base 300 to 2072 and encodes 590 amino acids. Lineage: Eukaryota; Viridiplantae; Streptophyta; Magnoliopsida; Gentianales; Rubiaceae. The transcript has 3 exons. Gene Ontology annotation, biological process: regulation of DNA-templated transcription. The record is from RefSeq and is a predicted model, not a curated record. Gene Ontology annotation, molecular function: DNA binding.